GCCAGAGUCUCGGUGCACAAGCGACCGAAUUCACCCGAAGGAAAACAAACUCGUCGAAGUGAGACGCAGUAAACUUCGUCGUUUUUUAUUUCAAUUUCCCUAUUUACUCGAGAUCGGGGAGGCAGGAGGGGCAAAGGAGAAGUUAUGAGGUGAUAUGUUGUAGCAACUGCAGGCAAAAUGCUUUACGUAUUUCUUGUGGAUACAGGGACCAUGAUGACCUUUGACAUGAACUUGGCACUGGAAAACGUGUCGGUUCUGAAGGAGGUCAUUCACCGGUCCAUGAAGGUACCCCCAGAGAAGCAGGUCCUGCUCAUCUCUGGGGGUGAGGCUCUCGACCCCAGCCUCCGUGUGUGUCAGUACUCAGCUGGAACAGAUACCAACCCUAUUUUCCUCUUCUCUAAAUCCACAAUAGAGGGGCAAAAUCCUCCAUCGCCAAGCAUUGACUAUGGCUCUGACACUGAUCUACAGGACCAGGUUGAAGGCGCCCUUAACAUGCCAGCCAGUUACAACACAGUGGUGGCUCGAGCCCAGCUUGCGCAGCAGUUCCACGAGCACUCAAGAGAUCAGACGAGAAUAUGCCAGCAGCUAGUUCAUGAUCAGCACUUGCAGCAGCAGGGUUGGGCUGCAGUAGUAGCAAAUCUUGAAGAUAUUGUUGCAGCAUUUAAAACACGUUUUGAAAGCUUUGAGCAAAGCUUCAAUGAUUACUUGAAAGGUCGCGAAGAGAAGUUCACUAUCCUGGAGAAUUUUGAUGAAGAUCUCAAGUUGCUGUCCAGAAUACCAGUCCUCCCAGCUCUUCUGGGACACACAAAGAAGGCAACUGAGGAAGGAAAACUGGCUGAGGACACAGAGAAUGAGGAAAGAAAAGUAGAUAAAGGAAAAGAUGAUGAUGACAGCUUUGAAACUCAAGUCGGCAUGAGUCUCCUAGAAUGGAUUAGCGCAAAAGACAGCCAGAACGAUGUAGAAAAGAUAGCACAACUUUGCUUUAGAGGCCUUACUCAGAUAAAUGAUGGAAUGCUGACACAGCUGGCAGGGGAGGUGAAUUCUGUGGUCCGCGAGGCCGACCGUCCCGAGAUGAAGGAGAUAAAAGGACUUGGGGACCGACUCUUUGGCCUGGAGCAACUCAUGCACGAAGCCAACAAGAUAGUCCAGGAACAGAACAACUUCGCUCAGGCACUUUUGCAAAACCAAAACAGAGCUGGAAAAGUCAAUGAUCCCUCCAUCUUCCCGGACCUCUGUACCUCACACCGUAGAAACCUCAUGCACAUGCUCAAGAACCAUCAACGGGUACAAGACAUCAAGAGGAGAUGCAUAAAGGCUAAAGAAGAACUGUCUGAAAAUUUGCAUGUCAGACUGAAGUGGAUCAUGUACAUAGAGAAGAAGUUGUACGAACUGGACAACAAGCUGAGUAUGCAUCGUGAAAAUGUUCGGCGACUGACUGGGCUCUUGCAAGUGGUUGAGCAGAUCCAUCGUGCUCCCCGAGUGUAUGUUGGUGCCAUCACAGAAGUGGCACGACGGCAUGCUUUCUCGCAGGCUUUUGUGCAGUGGGCAACAGCACUUAGUGUGGAAAGUAGCGAGGUAUGGCAACGAGAGGUAACUACCAGGAGACAGUUCUUGCAACAGUUCUCGUCGCAUUUCCUCACUAGCCUCUUCCCUGGCCUGGAUGACCUUCCUCCUGACUUUGCAACUCAGCCUCCAGACAAAUUUGAUGACACACUGCCAAAGUUAACAGGAGAAGACAUAGAACAGCUGCGAUCUGUGCUGCCUGAAUUGGCUUCUCUCCUAUUUGUGGGAGAAGUUGUGGCAGUGCCUCCCUUGCUACAGACAGCUUUAAAUGGAAGACAUACACAAACUCCAAGAAGUAGUGGUACUUUUGUCAAGGAAGGCAGUGGUGAUGUUUAUGCCUCUGCUGUGACUACAGCUAACUCAGCAACCCCACGCAACACUCCUGAUCGUGAUGCAGUUUCUAGAGGGCAACCUGUGCGGCCUUCAUCUCUUUCAAGAGAGCACCAAGAGUCAGAGACAGACACUGAAGAGUUUGAGAAGGUUGGAUGUAGUGCUGGGAGUGAUGGCACUUUUUCUCCUAUGGAGGUUAUGCCAGAGGGUCGGGGAUCUGUGAAAACAAAGCACCACUUCCCAACACAGACAAGUGAUUCUAAACACAUCAAGCUCGAUGGAGGCUCUGCACAGCUGCCAGGAACUGCACAGGAGGAGCUAAGGCAGGGGAGCGUAGCUGCAGUGCCCCCCAGAGAUACCCCGCAGAGCCCCGAGUCUGUGGUGACCUCCCAGGAGUUUGUCACGGCUGAAUUCUACAUUGAUGAGUCGAUGCCCUCCAGCUAUACGGAGAGCAAUGGCACGACGGGGACGACGGCUUCCAGCACCUGGCACCCACCGCUGGUGAAGACCCACCACGUCAUCACCGCAGAGUUGCAGAAACAGCUAGAGGACAAAGACACUGCCAUUUUCUCGCUACAGAGUGACCUGAACCAGGCAAAGGAUGAAGUGGACAGAUUGCAACAACGACUCAAUGCCUUGGCCUCCCUGGACUGUAAGGAUGCAGUCGUCAGUCUCAAAAGGGAGUUGGCAUCUCUCAGGGGAAAGGUUCGUGAUGAAGGAGCAACUUAUGUCAACUAUAUCUCAGAGUUGUCCUCUCGUCUCCUAGAUGUGUUGUUACAGAUACAAGUUCAGACGUCAGCGGAGCAAAAUGCAGCAGUCAAUGAGGCUGUCACGUUAGCCAGGGCAGAUAAGGACAAGUUGCAGGAGCAGUUGCAGGGAACGCUGGACUUGCAGGCCCACAAACUCUCAGAUGCCCAGCGUGAAAUUGAAAUGUACCAAGAGCAGUUACACCGACACCAGGAAAACCUACAGCAAACAACUGCCGAGUUUGAGGAAGUGAAAAGAGCUUUGAUAGAGGAAAAGAACGAGGCAGUGAAGCAGCUGAGCCUGGAGCACGAGUUAGAAAUGGUGGCCAUGAAGGAGCGAUGGCAAGAAGAGGACUCCUCGCGACAGGAGGAACUCACGUCCUUAACUCAGAAACUGAAGGGCCUUGAGGAGGUCCUACAGCGGGCGGAGAGCGACCGAAAUGAGCUGGAGAAGAACUUCCAGGAGCGGUUCGAGGCUCACUUCCAGGAGGAGAAGGAUAAGAUCGUGCAGAUUUUGGAGGUGAGCUUCAGUGAGCGCGAGAAGAAAGCCCUGGAGAGCCUGAAGGAACAGCUGACCCGCGAACACCAGAAGGAAGUGAGCAGACUGCUAAGUGAAAAGGAAGAGGCUCUGAGGUGUGCGUGUGAGGAGGUCCGGGUGAAGCUGGUUGCAGAGUGGAGAGAGGUAGUGGAUAAGCAGCACAAAGAUCUCAGUGAGAAGCAUGCAGCAGACCUUGCUAAGUGUAAGGAACAGUGGGACCAGGAAAAACAGGCAGAGAUUGCUACCAAAGUUGCUGAAAUUGAGACCCGAUGGCGGGAAGAAAAGGACACAGAGAUUGAGCGUGUGAGACAGCAAUACAAAAUGGAGCUUGAGGGUCUGCGGUCACGAUUUAGAAUGAUGACCACCGCCAGCAUGGACAAAUCACCUUCAGAAACAUCGUUGGAGAAGUUUGAGCGUGGUGAGUUUAUGGACUGACGAGAACCGGUUCCGCGUUCCGAAGGGCACCAAGUUCUACCGCGUGAUGGCCAAGCCAUGGGAUAGCGAGGACACCUCACGAAGAGAUGGGAAGAAGGAGUCCCAGCAGGCAUCUCCUACCCAGUAGUAGCAGCAUCCUACUCCGGCAUCAUCCCAUCUCCCUUCCUCCGCCCCUCGAGGAUCCCCAGGAUGCAUCUUCUUCAUCACUCUGUCCCUGGCUUUGAGAAAUAGGACACGGCCGACCAAGACCCAUGGGGGAGCAUGGCGGAGCAGCAGCACCUUCGACCGUCAUCUUCUUGACACGUGGACUUUGUUUGUAUCGUGACUCGUUCCAUGUCAUUGCAACAUUCUGUAAACAUCGCCCUUCAUUACUGUCUGACAUCUUUCACAACAUCGCUGUUUCAUUUUCAUCAUUACAUUGUGACAGCCUUCCUUCGUGACACUUGACAUUUUUCCUGACAGAGACAGCUUUCCUAACUUUACAGUAAUAUUAUUGAUGAUAGAAAAAAACUUGGGAUAUCCAUUUCUUCUUUCUAUGGUAGUUUUUUCUAACAUUAUCAGAACUUCAUUCGUAACACUUCAACAUAAACCGUUAAAAACUGGUAGUCUUAACAGUGUUUUUCACUUACACUCAGAGACAAACAUACUAAUAUUUCACAUUAUCUUUUAAUUUAUAGUUCUCCAUUCAUCUAUUUACUCCUUUGUUUUAUGUUCAAUCAGAUUGUCUUCAGACUUCCCCUCCUCUCAUAUAUAUUAUGCAAUAAUAUGUAGAACAAGAGGCAAAGAUGGCAACUUAAAAAAAAGGGAAUGAUACAUGAAUAGUUUUUUGGAUUAAAAAAAAAAUUGAGCAUCAUAUUAACAAUUAACGAAAGACCUGCGUAUGAAGUCAAUGCUUGUGUGUUUGUUUUGCCUAAGAUUACCUGCCAUUGUAGCCCACAACCAUCUCGACUUGUCUUCGCUCUCUGGAUGCAGCUUCUUAGACAAUUUCUUCGCACCAAUUUUUUUUUCCAGGUCUGCUUCAAUUCAUUUUCUGGCCAAAUAGAUGAUCAGAGAUAAAUGAAAAAGUAUUUCAAGGAUGUAAUUCAUGUAUUUUUACAAGGAAUCCAGUUAGAAGCAUGUAACAUUUGUAAUGCAGUGAGAAGAAUUUUUAAUAAAGGGUGUUUUUAAAAAGGAUAUGACUGUAGUUGCUCCUUGAAAUAUGACAGGAAUGAGUACCACAUUUUAUUAGAAUUUCAUAGCAAUAGCACGUGGAUGCUUUAUAGAGAUUAAAAAUUACUCUUUUAUUAAUUUAUCAUGCAGUAAAUCUUACUGUUUAAUUUCAUGAACUAAAAGAAGUUAAUUUUAAUUCCACUCAGUCACUUCAUUGUGACACAUUUAAACCUUGUAAAUAUAAAAGAAAUAGGAAUAUUAAAGUCAAUAUUUAACCGAACAGAAAGGUCGUUUAUAACUGACUUUCUUGUGAUGUUAUUUUUAACUUGCAUAACUGCGUCAGUGAAAAUCCUAGUUUUUUAUACAGAUUGAAGAUAGAUAUUAACAUCUUCCCAUAACACUUGUACUGCCUGCCUAAGUAUUACCUCUGUGAAAGAUGACCCUUUGGUUAUUGUCGGAAGGGGGCUCGAGUGUGGCAGUAAUGUACCUGUGUUUUUUUUAUCAUGUAGAUUAUGUAUCAUGGAACUCAGACCCAGAAUCCAUCAUAGCUUGUACAAUAAUGAGCAGAUAAUCCUUACAUAGGUAUAACGGUAGGUAGAAACUAGCCUUUGACUCGUUUUCCGACAAGUAUAAAAUUCAAGUUAAAUUGUGUAUAAAAUAUCCAACAAGUUCAUCAAGUUAUUACAUACCUGAAAAAAAAAAAUCAAGAUAUAUUUCCCUAUAGAUUUAUCCAUUUUGGAAUGUAUGCGUGGGUUAAUUGUGGUACGGCAAUGGGUAUUCCUUGAUAGCAAAUUACCUGUGUCUUCUGAUGGCUAUAUUACUUGUUUGCAAAUCAAAUCAAAUCCAUUUGUCCUUUUAAAGGAAGACAUAUUUUAUUAGGUAACGAGAAUAAGAAAAUGGAUUCAAUAGUGUAAUUUACAUAGUGCAAAGUUUGGUUUUUGUUUGAGUAUGCUGUACAAUAUUUUUGCACAAAUAUCCACUUUGCAUAAUCGGGCUGAAUGGCGAAAGAUAGGGUUUGGCAAAUAUAUAAAUAUAUACAUUUGAAUUUUGUAAAGGCAGAGAAUUUUUAAUAAAUGCAACACGAAACCCAAGAAGCAGUUAUUUUCUAAUGUGUCACAUAAAACGUCUAAAUUUCUACUUACCUCUCUUCAACCAAGGUCAUUCAUUUCCAUGUAAGCAGUCGAACCUUACCAUGUUCAGUUACAUUUGACUGUGCUAUCAUUCAUGAAUACAGUGGGACCUGUUUUGGCUAUAAACCAUGAGCAUAGUUGGCAUCCUGUGUCCCAGACCAGCCACAGUCCGGGCUAUCUGUGUCAGUCUUUUAAUCUCUUACUGAUGUUAAAACACAAGGAAAGACUUUAUUCCAGACUCUAUCAAGCUGUCACUUCCUACAGCGCUCUUUUUGUGUUAUAAAGGAAAAGAGGUUUUUCUAAAAAAAAAAAAGUAUUGUUAGGAUGUAACUGUAUUUGCUGUUUGAUAAUAAGCUGGAUUCGUAAAGAGCUUUUGACAUACGGAACUGGAUCGUAUAUAUAAGCUUAAGCUGAUGAUCUGUAAAUAGAAAACUGGAUAUAUAUAGUAUACAUACAUAUAUAUACAUAUAUAUAUAUAUUUGUAACACAUUUCCACAGUAUGUGCUGAGAGCAAGUGUAUUAGAUAUGUUUGAACAAUGUGGAGUGGAUGAGAUCUCUGUUUUAGUCAUUUAUUUUCGAAAGCAGUUGUUUCUGUGAGGCUUAAGAAUAUCCCAACACUCCAUACGUUUUGUUAGGCUGAUCUCACCCGCAAACACCUCAUCUGCUGAGGAAGUACAAGUUGCUAAUAGUUUGUCAGUUGAUACUUAGGCAGUUUAGCUCGACACUUCCUAGAAAAAAAUACGCCAUAUAAAGUAGGGAAGCUGAUCGAAGUAUCAGUCUGCAAUUAUAAUGCAGGUCAUCAUUUAACUGAGAUCGAAAACUAAUUGGCUUGGCUCCUCUCUGCAUGAGACUGGCUUCAUAGAAAGGUAAUAACACUUACCAACUUGUCUGUCAGCUGUGCUCCGUAGGGGGUGGACUCCCUGCUCAGCUGACAAGAGGCUGUCGCAUUUAUCAUUGAGCUGAGUUAGCAAUAUUUAUUUUUCUCAUCUUCUGACUGACCGCGCCGAACAGCCUGAAAUAGUAAGAAAUAGUUUCCCGGUGGUACAAAUUGUGAUUCAUGUUGUCCUUAUUUUCCCCUCACCCGUUUCCUAGAUUGGUACAAGCACUUGAAUGUGGUUUAAGUUGCAGAGAGAGAAGUAACGAGCAUCUAUUUUGAUUCAAGUCGUGCCAGUUAUUUUGUAUAAUGUGUGGAUAAGAAUCUUCGAGCUAUUGCAUACCGACAGAGAGAGAGGAGAGAGAGAGAGAGAGAGAGAGAGAGAGAGAGAGAGAGAGAGAGAGAGAGAGAGAGAGAGAGAGAGAAUAUAUCAGGCUACAUUGAUCAUUCUGAUGAAGAGGUGUUUAGAGAUCUAAAAUAUCAGUCGGUAACAUCUUCCAUAAACUUUUUUUUUUUCUCGCUCUCGGUAAACCGUUGUAUGUUUCUCUUGUUUUUUAACCAACACAUUGGGUGCAGGAGAGUGUUCUUCUAUCUCGUUUCUUGAUUGCUCUGUACUUUUAGCAUGCACGAAUAUCACGUUUUGUAUUUGCAGGAUGUUAUUUGCCUUUCAGUGAUUGUAAUGAGUGAGGUGUGCAUUGUAUACAGUGUAUUAAACAAUCUUUUCAUUACGCUUUUCCAUGAGUACUGAGGUAAAUAAAAAUGAUUAUGAAUAA
Penaeus monodon (black tiger shrimp) is the source of this 7538-nucleotide messenger RNA. RefSeq names its product RB1-inducible coiled-coil protein 1-like (gene Atg17). Gene Ontology annotation, cellular component: phagophore assembly site membrane; Atg1/ULK1 kinase complex; extrinsic component of membrane. Gene Ontology annotation, biological process: autophagy of peroxisome; positive regulation of protein phosphorylation; autophagosome assembly. Gene Ontology annotation, molecular function: protein kinase binding; molecular adaptor activity. The record is from RefSeq and is a predicted model, not a curated record. Lineage: Eukaryota; Metazoa; Arthropoda; Malacostraca; Decapoda; Penaeidae.